This is a messenger RNA of Mesorhabditis spiculigera, 387 nucleotides long. NCBI's taxonomy places the organism in Eukaryota, Metazoa, Nematoda, Chromadorea, Rhabditida, Rhabditidae. The record is from the annotation of a GenBank genome assembly.
AUGGAAGUGGAUCCCGCGGCCCAAGGCGUUGAAACAGCCCCCGCAACAGAUUCCGAGAAGAAUCGAGGCGCAAAUAAGUCCGGGAGAUGGUGGAAAGAACCCAAAAAGCCAGUGAACACCCUAAAUAAGAAUAAACGCCUGCACUCAACUUGGGAAAAGAAGAUGAAUGAACGAGACAAGAAAGCCGCCGCAAAGCUUCUUCAAGAUGGCAUCCGGGAAAAGAUUUCGCAAGAAAAACAGGACAAAGUAGCCAGGAAGAAGGAGCAAGAGGAGCGCCGGAAAGAAAAUGAACGCAAGGCAGAGAUUGUGCAGGUGAUUCGCAAAACGGAGAAGCUGAAGAGACUGAAGAAGAAGCAGCUGCGCAAGGUUGAGAAGCGUGACAUCAAU